GCUCCCUUCCCCUCGAUGAAAUGGCGCCAUUGCGUUCAGAAGGCACGGCGAAGAGCGGGCGGGAGGGGGGUGCCAGGCUGGUUCGCACCGCUUAAGAGCCUAGAGAAAACUUUAGAAACUGUUCCUUUGGAGAGGAAAAAGAGAGAAAAGGAACAGUUCCGUAAACUCUUCAUUGGUGGCUUGAGCUUUGAAACCACAGAAGAAAGUUUGAGGAACUACUACGAGCAAUGGGGGAAACUUACAGACUGCGUGGUAAUGAGAGAUCCUGCAAGCAAAAGAUCAAGAGGAUUUGGUUUUGUAACUUUUUCAUCCAUGGCUGAGGUUGAUGCUGCCAUGGCUGCAAGACCCCAUUCAAUUGAUGGCAGAGUGGUUGAGCCAAAACGUGCUGUUGCAAGAGAGGAGUCUGGAAAGCCAGGGGCUCAUGUAACUGUGAAGAAGCUGUUCGUUGGUGGGAUUAAAGAAGAUACUGAGGAACAUCAUCUUAGAGAUUACUUUGAGGAAUAUGGAAAAAUUGAUACCAUUGAGAUAAUUACUGAUAGGCAGUCUGGAAAGAAAAGAGGCUUUGGAUUUGUUACUUUUGAUGACCAUGAUCCUGUGGAUAAGAUUGUGUUGCAGAAAUAUCAUACCAUCAAUGGUCAUAAUGCAGAAGUAAGAAAGGCUUUGUCUAGACAAGAAAUGCAGGAAGUUCAAAGUUCUAGAAGUGGAAGAGGAGGCAACUUUGGUUUUGGAGAUUCUCGCGGUGGCGGUGGAAAUUUUGGACCAGGACCAGGAAGUAACUUUAGAGGAGGGUCUGAUGGCUAUGGAAGUGGUCGAGGAUUUGGGGAUGGCUAUAAUGGGUAUGGAGGAGGACCUGGAGGUGGCAAUUUUGGAGGUAGCCCUGGUUAUGGAGGAGGAAGAGGAGGAUAUGGUGGUGGAGGACCUGGAUAUGGCAACCAGGGUGGGGGCUACGGAGGUGGUUAUGACAACUAUGGAGGAGGAAAUUACGGAAGUGGAAAUUACAAUGAUUUUGGAAAUUAUAACCAGCAACCAUCUAACUAUGGUCCAAUGAAGAGUGGAAAUUUUGGUGGUAGCAGGAACAUGGGGGGACCAUAUGGUGGAGGAAACUAUGGUCCUGGAGGAAGUGGAGGAAGUGGGGGCUAUGGAGGGAGAAGCCGAUAUUGAGCUUCUUCCUAUUUGCCAUGGGAAGGUGUCUUGCUGCAGGUAACUAAUGAAGAAGUGGUCAACCACAGAGUCUUCAAGAAAUAAGAAAUUCUGUACCAUCUGAAAGUAGUUCUUGUUGGUGCCUUCAUUUUAAAAAGCACUCUAAGAUUAAAGGGAAAUGUUUUCUGAUAAAAUACAAACUUCAUUUAGUAUAGGUUCUUAAUAUAAAACAAUUACAAGUUGAGUAUUGUUUGUACAAGUAACAAAAUCAGCUAGAGAUAAAUGUAUCAUGUUUUAAAUUAGGUUUUGUGAGUAGACAGAUUAAAGUUCUAUUUUAAAUAUAAAAUUUAUAAAAUAAAUACUUUUGUAUCCAAAUACUUGGUGUAAUGUUUACACAUAAAAUGUGUGAAUCUUGUUCUAUAAACCUUCAGUUGUCUAAAGAAUUGCCAUCCCCUAGAUUUUUAAAGCAGUUUCACAAAGCUGUGCAUAUUACCAUUUUCUAUUCAAUACUAAUAGAUGAGAAGAGCAUUGUGGACAUUAUUGGCUGUCCCUAAUAAAAAUGCCAUUCUUUAUACACUGUAUAUUUAGCGUUCGAAUGCUGCUAUAGUUUCUCUGGCUUUACCCUGUGCGUUCAACAUUGCUGGUGGUGGUUUAAGCAGCUAGAGUGGUCCAAGUUAAGUGGUUAUGCAAAGCACCAAGACAUAGAAUCUGUUAUAGUUCAAGAAAUGUUGCAUUUUAUCAUUAUCGGUAGCUGUCUUAAAAGGGUUUUGAGUGUGGUGGACACAAUCUAGUAAAAGUGACUUUCGUACUUUGGACAUUUACCUGAAAUAACAGCAUAAAAAUAUGAAACAUGUUAA
This is a messenger RNA of Miniopterus natalensis, 1997 nucleotides long. The record is from RefSeq and is a predicted model, not a curated record. Lineage: Eukaryota; Metazoa; Chordata; Mammalia; Chiroptera; Miniopteridae.